This is a messenger RNA of Punica granatum (pomegranate), 1990 nucleotides long. The record is from RefSeq and is a predicted model, not a curated record. Lineage: Eukaryota; Viridiplantae; Streptophyta; Magnoliopsida; Myrtales; Lythraceae.
UCUGAAGCGGAAGCGGCGUCGUUGUACUGAGCCGGUGAGGGGAGGAUAGGAAACCUGUUGGGCUUUGUUGAGACGAAGACAAGCCGAACAGUUUUCCAAUCAAUUCAGGUUCUGCUCUUCAAUUUCUGUAAAAUCUUCAAUCGUUUCGAUUCCCUUCCCCGAGGUUAGCCAUGUACACUAACCUCUCAAAGACGCAGGCUUUCUCCUCCACCGUCAGGCUCUGUAUCAAACCUCAAUUCCUCCCUUCUUCAUCUACUCCAAAACCCCAGCUAAACCCUGGUUUCCUUAGCUUCAAUGGCCGCAAAGGCCCAACCUUGGGGAUGGCCACCAGGAAAUCUCCUCCGGGAAUCGGUAGCUCAGCAAAACCCAGAAUUUUUUCAAGGGGGUUUAAGGUUAGAGCCCCUGCUCUGCACUGUAAAGUUGCAAAACUUCAGGCUUUUUCGAGUUUAGGUUACGAGGAAAUGGGCGGGGGAAGCUCUGCGGCGAGAACUGGGAAAACCCUUCCGUGGCUAUCGCCAGAUGAAGCUCGGGAAUCGAAACUUUCGACUAGGGCCUCUAUGAGAAAUGAUGUUCAGUCUUCUUGGGAACAAUCGGCAAGGAGGUUAGAGGAGGAGGGGUUUGAUAAAGCUAAGUCCUUUAAUGGGAAGAAUAGCACAUUUGAUCGGGUCGAUGAAGGAACGAAGAGAAAUGGUGUUGGUGUGGAGGAGAUUAGGCAUAGCAGGAUUAAAUGGAGGCGCGAUGACGAUGAAGAUGGUGAACGAGGGAUGGACGACGAAAGAGGAGGAGGAGAAGAUGAAAGGGAUGAUGACCCAAGAUGGGAUAAGAUUAAGACGAGGUUCGGGAGAUUUGGGAGGUCUGAGAGACCGGAGAUGCGGAGGUGGAGUAACCAGGAAAAUUGGGGCAGAAAGACGUGGAAGGAGGCCACGGGACCAAGCCCUCCAAAGAUGGCUGGUGAAGGAGUCUACGGGGUGGGACCUGUGCUUGCUGCAUUAUCAGCUGCAAGAAGAGAGUUCUAUGCUCUUUACCUCCAGGAAGGGCUUGAUUUGAGCAGUAACAAUAGGAGGAAGAAGGACAAGAAAGGGUUCGAGAAGGUCCUGAAAAUCGCUGAGAAAAUCGGGCUAACUGUGAAAGAAGUCUCAAAGCAUGAUUUGAAUAUGAUUGUCGAUAACCGCCCUCAUCAGGGACUCGUUUUGGAUGCUUCGCCCCUUGAAAUGGCGAAAAUUACUGAACUGGAUCCUGUCUCUGUUGGGGAGGGUGAAGGGUCUCUUUGGGUUGCCUUAGAUGAGGUAACCGACCCGCAGAAUCUGGGGGCAAUUAUUAGGUCUGCUUACUUCUUCGGAGCUUCGGGGGUAGUCCUCUGCGCGAAGAAUUCUGCUCCCUUAAGUGGAGUUGUGAGCAAAGCCAGUGCUGGGUCCCUUGAGCUGAUGGAGCUUCGGUAUUGCAAGAACAUGAUGAAGUUCUUGACAUCGUCAGCGGAAAAUGGGUGGAGAGUUCUUGGAGUCGUCUUGUCUAGAUCAGUUCCUGUAGAUGCAGUAGCACCUGGUCCGCCCACAAUUCUUGUUUUGGGUAGCGAGGGAACUGGACUGAGGCCAUUGGUGGAGAGGUCAUGUACUCAGCUGAUUAGGAUUCCUGGAAAUAUCCCUGUGGAUGUCAGUGCCGGGGAUAAUGAUGCGGAAGCCGAAGAGUUCCGAUCAUUCUUGGCUGUUGAGAGCUUGAAUGUGAGCGUGGCAGCAGGAGUGCUGCUUCACCACUUUAUCGGAGACAAUUACAAGAGGGAUCAGAUUCAGGGCAUAGAUGAUAAUGUUAAUGACCCAAUUGAGUGUGUAUCUUAAAUUAUCUGUGCUGGCGAAGUCUGGCUCACAAAUGUCUUCACAAUACAAAGGCUUUUGUUUCGGGUUGAGUUAGUAUUUAGUUUUGAUAUGCUGAAUGCAACUUCUCUUCUCCUAUGGCUGUUAUAUUUGCUCCAGUCAAGAAAAAUUAUUCCCAGUUA